UCCGCUGGGCAGGAUCCGCCGCGCCGGCUGCGGCCGGCCGGGCUGCGAGACCCGCGAAGGGGAGAGGGUGAGGAGACCCGGCGGGCAGCUCCGCACGGACUGGGAAAUGAACGCCUGGAAAUCUGUCUGCGAGCGGACCCAUGCUCCAAGGACCAAACGAGCCGCGUGAUCGCCCGCCCUGGCCCUGCGACCCGAGACAUGGGCCAGACCUCGGUCUCCACGCUGUCCCCGCAGCCCAGCAGCGUUGACGGACUGGACAAAGCUUCUAUAGCGAACUCAGAUGGCCCAACAGGAGGCUCCCAGACACCUCCCUUCAAGAGAAAAGGGAAACUCUCCACCAUUGGUAAAAUCUUUAAGCCUUGGAAAUGGAGGAAAAAGAAGACCAGUGAUAAAUUUAGAGAAACAUCAGCAGUAUUAGAAAGGAAGAUUUCUACAAGACAAAGUAGAGAGGAGCUGAUAAGAAGGGGAGUUCUUAAGGAAUUGCCUGAUCAAGAUGGAGAUGUAACAGUUAACUUUGAAAAUUCAAACGGGCACAUGAUACCCAUCGGAGAGGAAUCUACCCAAGAGGAAAAUGUAGUAAAAUCUGAAGAAGGUAAUGGCUCUGUAGCUGGAAAAGCAUCACCUCUGGAGGAAAAGGCAGAAGAUAAGAAAGCUGGUUCCUCUCAUUCAAGAAAAACUGGCUCCAAAGCAUCAGCUUCACCAUCUACUUCCUCCACCUCAUCUCGUCCGAAAGCUUCAAAGGAGACAGUUUCUAGCAAAACAGGGACGGUGGGAAUCACAAAAGGCAAGAAAAAAACUGGCAAGCAGCCAACGUCUCAACCGUCCUCGGAUGCAACCACUUCCGGCACAUCUGACCUUAAAGGAGAGCCUACAGAGACCAGGGUGGAGAGUCUCAAACCCGAGCAGACUGUCUCUGGGACCGAGGAGCGGACCACAGGCAAACCCAAGUCUGCAGUCCCUCCGCCCCCUGUGGCUCCAGCACCUCCUCCCCCCGCCCCUCCUCUCCCUCUGGAGGAGCAGAGCAGUGUUGCCUCAGACACUCCUGUCGUCCUGGUCAGCAAUGGAGCUGACCUGCCCAUCCCUACCUUAGACCCCAGUCAGCUUCUCUGGACUGAAGAGGCGACAAACAGAACCACUGUGCCCUCAGGCACUGGCUUAAGUGUUAGCGGAGAAAAUGCAAAAUGUUUCACAACCAAAGACGAGCUGGGGAAGGCAGCGCCUCAGCUCCUGCCUCCUGGGCUGAUGGGAGAAUCUUCAGAAUCCUUCAGUGCCUCAGAGGACGAAGGCCAAAGGGAAUACCAGGCCAAUGACUCUGACUCUGAUGGGCCUGUCUUAUACACUGAUGAUGACGACGGGGAAGAGGAUGAGGACGAGGAUGGCAGUGGAGAAAGUGCUUUGGCAAGUAAAAUACGACGAAGAGAUACUCUUGCUAUCAAACUUGGCAAUAGACCAUCUAAGAAGGAAUUAGAGGACAAAAACAUCUUGCAGCGUACAUCUGAAGAGGAGAGGCAGGAAAUCCGACAGCAGAUUGGAACCAAGCUAGUCAGGAGACUUAGCCAGAGGCCCACAACUGAAGAAUUAGAGCAAAGAAAUAUCCUGAAGCAAAAGAAUGAAGAAGAAGAGCAAGAAGCAAAAAUGGAACUUAAACGUAGACUCAGCAGAAAGCUCAGCCUGAGACCCACAGUGGCAGAGCUGCAAGCUCGAAGGAUCCUGCGGUUUAAUGAGUAUGUAGAAGUCACCGACUCGCCUGACUACGACCGCCGGGCGGACAAGCCCUGGGCCAGGUUAACACCUGCAGACAAGGCAGCCAUAAGGAAAGAGCUAAAUGAAUUUAAAAGCACAGAAAUGGAAGUUCAUGAAGAGAGUCGACAGUUCACCAGGUUUCAUCGUCCAUAAUGAAGUGUGAGAUUCUUUGGAAACAGACUGAUCAUCUUUGGGGGAAGCCUCGCUUCCUGAAAACCUGAUGUUGCACUGGGAUUUGAAUGUGUGUGUUUCCGUUUAACUUGUGGUGAAGGAAGCGUGUGGAAAGUGCUCCCUACCUAUACAGCCCGGAUGGGCCAACAUGCAAAGGGAAGGGUGCAGCGACUCUGCUGUCCAGCAUGUGGAUUGAUGGUAAGGGACACCAUGGUUACACCACUAAUUCUUCAUCAAGAGUUUUAAUCAAAGAAGAUGAGCAGAAGACAAUCGCUGGUUCCCUGUUGCCAGAAAGCCACAUUUAAGAGUGAGGGUUAAAGAAGAAUGGGGAGUGGAAUUUCUGAGCACUGGAAAGAGGUGGGGGAUGAAAAUCAGAAAGCCAGAGAAAUACUUCAUUAUGUUAAUGAAAAGAAGAAAUUGAAGCAUAAAUGUAUUUUUGAAGUAGGCUUUUGGUAGUUGAGAACUUAUUAAGGGAUUUGGGGGUUUAAUCAUUCAAGGUGGAUUUCUUAAAGACCUAGAAGAAUAUUCUUGUUUCAUCACUAUACUGGUACAGUGUAGUACCAUUACUUUUUGUUGUGCCAGUGAAUCCAGUUGCCAGAAUUAAGUCUAAGUGUUUUCAUGUAUCUUUUUCUUAAAUGCAAGAGGCUUUUACUGACUCUUAAUAAGCAUGCUUACCCAAAUUCUGUUGCAUGCUUUAAGUAGCGUAGCUAUACAUACGUUACAUUUUUUUUAAUACUCCUUACCUAAUGUACCAACCUUCCACAAAGAUUAUAGGACUAGGAAUGAAGUCAGAUGUAAUGCGACCCUAUAAAUCUGUAGCAAGCUUUAGAAAUAAAUCUUUUGGUCUUUCCCUCACUUGAUUAUCUCCAAAGUUGAAACAAUCAUGCUUGAUCUAAGGAAGAUAACAUCGACAAUCAUGGCACCUUUUUAAAAAAUCUGAAUCCAAAGUUAAAACUCAAGUAAAAUGCAAGUGUUCUUCCAGCAGUUAGCACUAAAUGGGAAUGGAAAGAACUACUUAUUUUCCAUGCUGCAUUAAGUUGGAUUGCUGCUAUUAAAAAUAAUAAAGCACAUGGAUUAAAAAAAUACUCACCCAAAGACUUAAAAAGAACAGAAAAUUCCUGCUAAGUUGUGAGAACCUCAUUUAGUAUUUUAAGAAUCUGCAGAUUGCAUUCAUAAAUAUAGCACUGACUUUCAGUGCAAAAGAAUCAUCAGUGAGAUUAAAGAUUUCCCUAUGAGCCUACAGUCAAUACUGUUUACAUUAAGAAACCCUCUGUUGUCAUCUUGCUAUUUUCCAUGGAGUCAUGGACAUAGCAUGACUUAUGCUCCCAAGUAUAUAUGACCAUAUGUAAAUACUACCUUGCAUUUAAUUGUUCUUUCAUGAUUGUUUUGUACCCCUUUUAUUAAAAACACAUGAGAUGUAUAACAAGACAAGACCUAAAUAGAUGUUAUUUUAUUUUCAGAGUUUGGACUAGGAUUUUCUGAAAUGAUUCUGGUUCAAUAUAUGGAAAUCUGUUAUUUUCUAUUUCAACCAAAAAGCAAACAUUUAAUCUGGUGGACAAAUUUGGAUCCUGCCACUCAUUUAUACUUUAAAGAGCCACUUAAAAUUGGAUGAUUUUGCUUCAAAAAAAAAAAAUUUAGUCCCCUUAGCCUAUUACAGAAUGCCAGGACCAUUUUAUAACUAAGAAGAGUAGCCAGCAUUGUUGGCACCUCUUGCUGUAUGCAGCUAUGUGCAUUAAUAAAAUAAACCUAGAAUUCUACACUAUUGUCAUGUCAUUGAUAGAAGAAGACAUAUUUUUGUUUUGAAAAAAUUUUUCUGCAUGCCCAAGUGUCUCUCUCUGGAUGAAGUUUUAUCCAUUUCAUAGUGUUUAAAUCCAGCCGUAGAUAUUAACUAUGUUCCAGUUUUUUGCUGAAGCCAUAUUUUCCCUUAUGAUAGUGUUCUGUUGCCAUUUUAGUGUCUUGGGAAAAAUACUAAGGAAUGUAGUGUUAUUUUAAUUUUCUGUACUUAUAAUCUUAGAACAUUGUUUUAAUUUCUGAUCACAAGUCCUCUGUAAAAACGGUAAAUGUAAGACAUUUAUCACUGUUUUAUCACUCAAGAUACAUGUUAUAGAAAGUCUCUAUUUGGUUGAUAAAAGGAACAGUUUCUUCCCUCUAGUCGUACCUGUGAUACAAUUGUUUUAUUCCCUAUAUACUGAGAUGUACACUCAGUACAAAAAUGAGACUCUGGUCCCUCAAUUUAUUGUUUUCCUUGUAUGAUAUGUCAGAUUUAUGAACUACCCAUACUUUUUCUUCUACUGAUUGACAUGCUUAGGGAGAAGUUUAAAAGUCAAAAAAGUUAACCACAACUAGUUUAAUAUUUAAGAAUUGGAGCCACAAAUUAUUUCAUUAGAAUGAUUCUUUAAAUAGAAAGUUGUGGAAAGAAUGGAAGGAUUAUGAGCUAAGCUAUAUUUUGCAGAAUGAAGCUCUAUUUUAAGAGCUAAUUUCAAAAGGCAGAAACACUGCAUCUCCACCUCGACAGCCCAUCUAGUGGUCUCUUGCCCGGCAGCCCUAAGAGGGUACAAAGAUGUGGACCACCCUCCAUAGAAUUAUGUAUCUGCCUAAUGCCAGCAUUUCUGCAAUCCAACGAAUAAGCUGUGGUUCUAUAAAAAUAAAUGUGUAUGUGAAUUGGGUUGUUGUAAUACAACACCAGGGUUUUUCCUGUUUAAAGUGCAACAUUAGGCGGACAUAGAAGAAGUGAGUGGUUUUCCUGAGUCCCCAAGAUAUGAUUAAGGAAGAGAACAAAUCCAUCUCCAGAAAGGUUGCAGGCAGGAAAGAAUUAGAUUGUAAAAACCAAAGUGGCCAUUUCCAUCUUUUUUUAAAUGGAGAAAAAGAACAUUAACAUUAAGGUAGUAAGAAGAUGUCAUGAACUUUAUCAGCAUCUUCAUGGUCAUUACCAAUCAGUCUGACAAAACUAGUUCUCUGGUGAUUAGCGUUAACUUUAGGCAGCCCUGCCUGAUAAUUUCCCGCGUGUGUGAAAUGUCUUGCAUUUUUUUUUGUUCAAUAUAGUUUACCUUUAUGAUAAUUCCUAAAAUUAUUUAAAUGAAAUCUAUAAUACUAUUUUGGGUAUUUGAACAGCUGUUUUAAAUGGAGAAAAAAAGCACACUCAUCUAUCUGAUUUACCCAGAAAAACCGACUUUCUGGUUUCAUUUUCAUAUCCUUUAUUAGCAUAAUGAUGGCAAUUGCUUAUCUUUCUCUUAUGUUAGUAAAUAUAUCAUGUUAGUAGAAAGUUCUGAAAUGUCAGUGAAAAUGUUUUUAAUGAAGUAGAGGCAUUGAAUACACCCUUCAAUAAUCGUCAGAUACUGAAAAUGAGAGAUAAGUCCUUAAAACCUGUAACUCAGGUUUUACAACCUGCAGUUAAUUCCGUGCUGCAUUGGCACUUAAAAAAAAUACAGUAGCUUACACUUAAAAAGACAGAAAAAUCUGCAUUAACACUGCAUAUCCUAAUGUGUACCACAUUUUAACACAAAACAGACAUUGUUUAUACUUAAUAGAAUCAGACACAACUUUUACAAAUUAUACUAUAUUCACAGUAGAAAAAAGCAGCCCUGUCUAUCACAUAGUAGUAUCUCCACAUUUAAACAGUGAAAGGUCUUCAAAAAUGUCAUAUUAUUUCUUUAAUUCAUCCCAGCAGCGCAUUUCACACAGAGUGAGAAAUCUUCCUCAGAGGAGGUGAGAUGUAAUCAAGCUAGUAAAAGAUAGAUAAAUUUAUGUCAUUUCAUCAGUAUGGUAGCUUAAACAUUCCUAGAUCCAGUCAUAUUAUGAAGCCUAACCUUACUAUUGAAAGUAUAACUUUGAGACAAGAAUUAAUUUCUUCACAUCAUUAGAGAAUGUUAUGAGCACUAAGGAACCACUAAGAUGCAAUUUGUUUACAAAGUUUUCCCUUGGCCACUUGAACUGGCUAAUCUUCCACUAUUGGGUAUUUGAGUGUAUGUCACAUUAUUUUACUUGCCAAAGCAAAAUGAACUUCUAGAGCUGAAAUAUGUCCUAGAGGGGAAUGCAACAGCAAAAGUAGUCAUCAUAUUAAUAGGACCAUCUUUCUGAGAGAAGGCACAUUUCCAGAUAGUUGACACCCAAGUUUCAAAGAACGGCAUGAGGCGCUGUUAUGAUUUAGCUGUGAUCAAAGGGUGGUAGAACAAGGGUAGAAUACUCCCAAAGCAUUCUCAUUUUCACUUUCCAUUUACUUUUUGUAAUCAUUAACCUUAAACUCUUUAUAGAAACACAGACCACCAUUAGCAUCUCUAGAAAAGAACCAAAAAAUAGCCCACUUAUGCUUUUUCAAAGAGAGGCUCAUCCCAAAUUAAGAAAUCUUAUUGUAUACGCUGUAAGAUUUCUGGCAAAAAAAAAAGAGAGACUCCUAUAGCAGCUAUUCCCACCAAAAGCCAACCCUAUAGGCAAGGGUCAUUUUUAGCUAUGCUGGGAUUUACUGCACAAAAAAAAUGUCAUUCAGCUUGUCGCACUGCUAGCACAGCUGCAAAUAUGAGCAAAGCACUCCAUCAGUGUUUCUCAGUGGGGGUGCUGUUGGCAUUUGGUGCUGGGCAACUCUUUGUAGUACAGAAAUGUCCCACACGUUGCAAGACAGUUACUCUCCCGGGCCCCUGCUGACUAAAUGCCAGUAGUAUGUCCAGCCAGUAAUACUAAAAGUAAAAAGCCCUCCCCCAUGUUCAGCUGCCCUCCUGGGAGGGCAGUACCACUUCCCUUAAAUACCACUGUCUACUGCAAUUUGAGGACACAGGAAAAAGUGUCUGUCUCAAAACAUCAUCUUGAUUCCCUUGCGUUUCUCUGGUCCCUGAGUAGUGUCUUCCCCCAUCAUUUCUCUAACCUUCUGCUUCUCGCCUUCUGAUGCAGCUCUAGUUUAACCGGUUCUUCAGGGAGGAGAUUGUUGGGUAGGCUUGGCAGUUCCAGCAGGCAUUGUCACUUGGUUAGUCCCUGUGUGUACUUAAAGGAGAGAUUUCACAUGAAGCACACUUUUUCUUGCCCCUCACAGUUUUACCUCAGAACCACAUUGUUGGUCCUAAUCCUUUUCAGUGUCGUGAGGAUUAUUGCGUGGCUUAACCACAAACACAACAGCUAGCAAUCCAUGUAAACAGAACUAGUUAGUGGUCUGUGAAAAAUCACCAUUCGAUUUCACCUGCAUCCCAUGAGUUCCCAGACAGUCGCCUCUUUAUCCUGUUAAAGAAGCAUUUAAUCCACGUGCACAUGCUUGAAUUCCCCCUGCAUAAACAUAGUCAUGCAGUUCAACUUUUCUUAGCUCUGUGAAUACUAAAUCACGAAGGAAACAAGGGUGAGCUGUGGAUUGCAUGCACAUAUUGUUCAUAUUUCAGCAAUGACCAUACACAAAACAAGAUGACUUUUACCUAGGUGAAACAUUUUUAUACUAUACUAAUGAUACAGAAACAUACUUCCUCUCUUUGUAACUCUUUUUCUCCAAAACUGAAGGAUAAACGUCUUGAAAUUAUUUGGAUGAAUUGUGGCUCAUGGAGAGAAUGAAGUUAGCCGCCGUAUUUUUUUUCAAUAUUAAAAUUUCUAAAUAUCUUUUUUGAAGCAGAGCAACUCAGUCAAUAAAGGUGGUUAUACUGGGAACUUUUAGAUGGUGCUUAAGAAUUCUUGUUAAAUACCAGUUUGGUUUUUUGUUUGUUUGUUUUUAUUUUUAAGAAUAAAUUGAAAGGGAGUAAAUGAGGCAGAAUGCCACUCCACUCUCAGGUCAAUUUUGUGGUAUGCGAAAAUGCCAGUAAUAUUUGUGCCACUUGCCAAUUUGAGGGGCUUUUCCCUUACUGGAUGUUUUGUUAUAGUUUGACUAUGUAUUACAUUGCUUAGAGAGCUUCCACAAGGAGAAGUCACCAAGGCAAUGCUAACAAGCAUUCGAAAACAACCUGAAUGAAUCUAGGGUCAAACCACUUUCAUCACUUAAAAUAGAGGCACUAAUUUUUAUUUUUACUUUUUUAAAUAUUUCUUCUGUGGCUUAGAAGUGUGCCAAUGUGUUCAAAACAUUCUGCACCGAUUUCACCAGAUUCAGUACCUACUAAAAACUCAAACUCAUCAUUUUUUUUUCUACGUAACAGUGAUUUUUAAAUAAAGUACUAUAUGCAUUCUUUUGUUAUUUCAAGCUUUGGUGAAAGUGCUAAGAAUGGUAAGCUGCGAUUGUUAUCAGACUGACUGAAUGAUUUCUAAUUUCCAGUGAGUGAUCUAAUCCUACAUAUUACACAGGUAUAAUAUCUGUGACUGUAAAUAACUGGAACUGUAUACUGAUUAACAUGAGUUUCUCUUUUUUUGUUCUUAAACCUGUACUGUAUUAUAGUGUGUGGGUAUGACUAUCUACACGUAUCCACACAUGUAUAUGUAAUUCCACUAUUGUAACCUGAAAGAAAGACUGUGUUAUCUUUUUUAUUCUGUAUUGGUGUUCGUGUUAUUUAAAAAGCAAAAUUAUGCUCUGUGUAGUUGUAUGAUAUUAUAGGAUACUUUGCUGUGCACAGUUCCAAGUGCCUUAGAACAGUGUUUAGCUUUCUUAAGUAUAUAUAAAUGCAUAUAUGUAUAAAAUUGGGAAAAGUUACCUCAAUAAAAUCAUUGGGAAAUCCCCGGCUUUAGUUUGUUCCCGUUUCUAUUGUAUUCAGACAGUGCUCAGUAUUUUUAAGUUAAAAGCUCACAGAGUCCUCAUCUGUAAAGCAAGAAUAAGAUAUCUUUUCUAGUUGCCUGUAACUUCAGCUAUGCCUGACUUAAUUUUCGUAUGUAAGUCCUUGUGGUUUGUACUUUUAAUUUCAGAUAUCUGUCUAAAGAGUUACUGCUUUAAACAGCAAUUUACAGUUUAUUUUUAAAACUUGCUCUCUUUUUAUAUCUGAGGAGAUUUGAUAUUGCUGUUUUCAUUCAUAUUUUAAUGUAUAAAGAAAGAUAAGAUAGUCCCUUUAGAGUUUCUAAUAUAGA
Molecule: messenger RNA, 8865 nt
Organism: Hippopotamus amphibius kiboko
Lineage: Eukaryota; Metazoa; Chordata; Mammalia; Artiodactyla; Hippopotamidae
Gene: PHACTR2
Product: phosphatase and actin regulator 2
Exons: 12
Coding region: 199-1896 (565 amino acids)
Biological process (GO): actin cytoskeleton organization
Molecular function (GO): actin binding
Source: RefSeq, a predicted model, not a curated record